UUACCACUUACACUACUCAUCUCAUUCGCAACUGCUCCUCCAGCAACUGUGCCAUAGUCACAAGAGCGCACAGACAACAGAAAACUACACAGAUCGCCGAUACCCCUUUAGCCCAUCUUUCCCUUUCCCUCCUACCCCGCCCCCCCGCUCCACAACACGCAAAAUGGCCGGCCUCCUCAACGCCUACACCUCCUUCCUGGGCCGUCGCCCCAUGCUUGGCAACAUUGCCACCUCAGCAGUCCUCUUCGCCACCGGUGACGUCAUUGCGCAGCAGGCCGUCGAGAAGAAGGGCCUCAAGAACCACGACCUCGCGAGGACUGGCCGCAUCGUCAUCUGGGGAGCAGGCAUCUUUGCCCCGCUCGUCACCGUCUGGUUGCGCGCGCUCGACAAGAUCCCCAUCAAGAACAAGAUCGCCGGGACGAUCACCCGCGUCGCCGCUGAUCAGCUCAUCGCCGCGCCGACGUUCUUGACUGGCUUCUUCACUGUCAUGACUCUGCUCGAGGGCAAGGACCUCGCCGCGGCCAAGCAGAAGUGGCACGAGUCCUUCUUCCCCACCCUCAAGGCUAACUGGACUCUACUUACGACCGACAGCUUUGUUCCCUUCCAGGCCAUCAACCUUCUCAUCCCCCUCCAGUACCGUGUCCUCGCCAUCAACGCCGUCAACAUCCCGUGGAACACCUUCCUGUCGGUCCAGAACUCGAAGGGCGCCGCAAAGGCGGCCGCCGCGAGCAAGGCGGACGGCGACGUUGCUCUGGCUUCGGCCAAGGCUGAGCUCGCCUAAGCCGUGGCGUGUCGUUUCUUCAUUGCAUCCAUCAGCGGCGGACAGCACGCGCCUUAAUACAGUAGACAGGUUUUCUGGCAUAGAAUGAUACAGCAUACCCCGUGC
Vanrija pseudolonga is the source of this 886-nucleotide messenger RNA. RefSeq names its product Protein SYM1. Gene Ontology annotation, cellular component: mitochondrion; cytoplasm; membrane. The transcript is spliced from 8 exons. Lineage: Eukaryota; Fungi; Basidiomycota; Tremellomycetes; Trichosporonales; Trichosporonaceae. Bases 164 to 781 code for a protein of 205 amino acids. The record is from RefSeq and is a predicted model, not a curated record.